Lytechinus pictus (painted urchin) is the source of this 7174-nucleotide messenger RNA. Its product is annotated as E3 ubiquitin-protein ligase UHRF1-like. Gene Ontology annotation, biological process: negative regulation of gene expression via chromosomal CpG island methylation; protein ubiquitination. The record is from RefSeq and is a predicted model, not a curated record. The coding region runs from base 64 to 2463 and encodes 799 amino acids. Lineage: Eukaryota; Metazoa; Echinodermata; Echinoidea; Temnopleuroida; Toxopneustidae. Gene Ontology annotation, molecular function: ubiquitin protein ligase activity. The transcript has 15 exons.
CAGCUGGUCAAUGGCCACACGCUCUUUGACUACAGCAUCAAUCUGAAUGCCACCAUCCAGUUGAUGAUUCGGACGUUACCCGUCCCUGAGGUCACAAAGGUCGCAGAGGUCGCCGAGGUCGAAGGUAAAGAUGGAGAUAAGGAGAGCGAAGGGAAGCCGGAGAGUGGGUUUGGAUCGGAGACUAGUGAUUCCGAGAACUCGACGCCUCAGGAUGGUGCAGCCACUGCCGACGUCGUAGAGGCUUCUACUAGUCAACUUAGAGGGCUCUUCAAGGUUGGUGAUGUUGUAGACGCCAUAGAUAUGAGCAUGGGAGCGUGGUUUGAGGCGGACAUUGUGAAAAUCACGGAAAAGGAGGCUGAGGAAAACACUGAAACCAACAAUAACAAUGAAAGCGAGACCAAGGCUAAGAAUGAGAAAGACAUAGACCAGGUCCAGAAUAAGACUGUAAAACAGGACCAGGAUGGGCCACCUGAAGACUCAGAAAAUGAUAAAAAUGUGCUAAAUGUUGACGCCGACACCCCCAUGGACACAGAAUGCAAAGCAACAGAGAGAAUAUGUGGUUCGGAUGAGACCAUUUCAAAUGAAGGGGGUAGCGGGGUCAACCAGUCUGGAGGGAUGCACGACUCACAUUGGACAAAGCAUGAUGGUUUAGUAUACCACGUCAAGUAUGAAGGAUAUGAUGAAGAAGGAAUCGCGAAGAUCAGCAGCCGAAGUAUAAGACCCAGAGCUCGUAACAUGAUUGAAUACGAUGAUGUGACCAUCGGUGACAUCGUCAUGGUGAAUUACAAUUGUGACGAGCCAAAGCAGAGAGGUUACUGGUACGACAUGGUCGUCAAAAAUAAGAAAGUGACAAGGUCGUAUAAGGAGCUGACUGGGGACAUCCUUCUUGGUCCGAGUGGCGAUGUCUUGAAAGAUUGUAAGGCCCGUGUGACGGAAGAGAUCUUCAAGGUAGAGAGAGCGGGCGAUUCGACAUGUGAUGCUGCCACCAUCGAAGCAGAGGGAACUCCCGUCAAAAGAACGACAACCCCCAACUGCGUACACUGCAAGGACAACCCCCGUAGGAAGUGUAAACACUGCGCCUGUCAUGUGUGCGGUAGCAAGGAAGACGAAGACAAGACGCUGCUCUGUGACGAGUGUGAUAUGGCCUUCCAUAUAUACUGCCUGAAUCCUCCGAUGGAAUCCAUCCCUGAUGUCGAUGAAUGGUACUGCCCUCUUUGUAAAAAUGAUUCAUCUGAAAUCGUCAUGGCUGGAGAGAAACUCAAAGCAAGCAAGAAGAAAGCCAGGAUGGCUUCGGCCACAUCCACAUCACAGAGGGACUGGGGGAAGGGUAUGGCUUGCCAGGGUAGAACUAAAGUUUGCACUAUAGUCCCACCCAAUCAUUUUGGUGCUGUUCCAGGUAUCCAUGUUGGACAAUUAUGGAAGUUCCGGGUGCAAGUGAGCGAAGUUGGAGUACAUCGGCCUCACGUUGCUGGUAUUCACGGUCGAGAGUUUGAAGGAGCAUACUCUAUUGUACUAGCGGGAGGAUAUGAAGAUGAUUUGGACAACGGUGAUGAGUUCUAUUACACAGGGAGUGGAGGAAGAGAUUUGUCGGGUAACAAACGUACAGCUGAGCAGUCACAUGAUCAAAAACUAUCCAAGAUGAAUCUUGCCCUUGCACGUAAUUGCAAUGCCUCCAUCGAUAAGAGUAAAGGAAAUGAAGCAAAGGAUUGGAAGGCGGGAAAGCCUGUGAGAGUCGUCAGGAACGCCAAAGGCCGCAAGCAUUCCAAGUAUGCACCUGAAGAAGGAAACAGAUAUGACGGUAUCUACAAGAUUGUCAAGUACUGGCCUGAGAAGGGUAAGAGCGGUUUCUUGGUCUGGCGUUACCUGAUCAGACGGGACGACCCUUCCCCCGCCCCAUGGAGCAAGGCUGGCAAGAAGAAGAUCAAUGAAUUAGGAUUAGAGAUGGAGUACCCUGAUGGCUACCUUGAAGUGAUGGCAGCAAAGGAAGCAGCGAAAGAAAAGGAGAAGAAAGGAUCUUCAGAGGAUGACGAUGAACAGGAAGAAAAGAAGUCAAAGAAGGGUAAAGGAAAGAAGAGGCAUCGAGAAGAAGAACCCGAAAAGCCAACUCCAAAGAAAACCAAGUUUGAGCUUAGUAAGGAAACGCAGAAGAUGAUCAAUGAAGAUGAACAAAACAAGUCACAUUGGAAGGCCAUCAUUGAAGAAUGCCAAGCUGGAAAGAAAUUCAUCACAGCUGUGGAGGAUACCUUCACUUGUAUCUGUUGCCAAGAGGUCGUGUAUCACCCUAUCUCAACACCUUGUUCACACAACAUCUGUAAGACCUGCCUGCAGCGAUCUUUCAAAGCAGAGAUCUUCUCCUGUCCUUAUUGCCGUUAUGAUCUCGGGAAAGGGUACAGUCUCAGCUACAACAAGAACCUACAGGUCAUUCUGAACAGCGUGUUUCCUGGUUACGAAGCUGGUCGCUAGGCAACAUCUCAUGGUCUAUUCUUGGUCAGAUAUCAUCAGCUUAUUAUUUGGCUCUGGAGAAUUACCUUAUCAAUAUCUGAAACUUCGUAUGAAAAUCCAGUAUCAAAAAAGAACUUUUGAAAAAUCAAAUUGACAAUUUGAAUAACAGAUGCUUAAAGCGGAAAAAGAGAUCUACUAAACAAUGCUUGCAUGUCACUUCAUAUACAAAAUGUCUGCAAAGAAAAGUCAACUUUAAUGUUGAUAUAUUGAAGAAUUUUAGAUCGUUUUGUGGUGUAUGUCUGUAUUUGACCUCGGUGUAUUACCAUUAAUCGAUUUACGAGUCAUCUGCAAGAAAAGUGAAUUUGAUAUUGAUGUAUGGAAGAAUUGAUGGUGUAGGUCUUUAUGUGAUCUCAGUAUAUUGGCAUCAAUCAAUGUAAACCAAAAGCUCUUUGAGAUGUUCGCUACGCACUUGGACUUGUCACCAUGAUCAUCAUUUCAGCUCUUCAAACCAUUUUAUCCACUCACUACUUACAUUUCAAAUCAUUAAUGUCGUGUCAUACGUGUAUUUGCUUCCAUUUUAUGUCUCGUCUUCCAUGUCAUUGUUUUGUAUUUUAACCAUGACUCGUGUUUGUUUUUCUUCAUCAUCUCUCGUUCAUCCAUCUGUGUAAAUGAUGUUGAUCUUGUAAAUACCAUUGCUGCAUACAUCCCUGUCAUAAAGCUCAAAUUCCAACUGCCAUCUUUCUGUCAUAUAUUAAGAGAAAAGGACUUUUUUUUGCAAGCUCAAUUUAUUCUGACCCACACGUCAUUGAAAAAAGAAUUUGGCACAUUUUAGAAUCUGACAAUUCUUAUGAUAUCAUAGAUGGUACAAUGGCAUAUCGCUAAGGCAUAUUGGUGGUUGUUAUUGAUAUACAUCAAUUCUAUGUAAUAUGUGGGGCACAAACUCUUGAUAAUAGCUUUGAUGAAUUUAUUGGACCUUCAUCCAUUGUCGUUUAAAAGUGGAAAAUAUCUUUAUUUUAUCCGAACAUUCCUUUUAUAGUUAUAUUAUGGUCCAUGGUUUCGCUAUCAUUUUUAAGGACAUUUAAAUAUCUGUAAUACUUUUAUUUGAAAACGAUUGCUCGACUUGCAGUUCUACAGAUACAAGAACUACUCUGUCAAAUUAUCUGAAAUAAGCAAAAUCUAUUUUCAUUGCUGUCCAUUGUCUCAGAGCUAAUGAUCUUACAUUCAUUAAUAUUAUAUCCCUUACUUAAGAUUGUUGUAUUGAGAGUGUACACAAAGAGAAAAAGAAUAGUUUUACUACGAAAAACGUUUGCCAUGAAAUAGUUCAUUUUCCUUGCUGACGUCACGCAUAGUCCAUUUUUUCCCUAGGGAAAAAGUGAACUAUACGUUUUUUGACCACGCCCCCUACUCGAUUCGCGAGCUGUGCGGCGCGAUGCGAGCAGAGCGCUGCUCAGCCCAACGGUACUCUCUACUGCAUGCCACGGGAAACUUUCGGCGAGCUGCACUAACCAGGGGCGCUCGCUGAACAGACGAUCAAUACGGCAAGGCUUAUUGUUUUCUCAACUUCUCAACGAUUGUUGCAUCAUCGACUUCUUAAAAAUCGUUUUGCUGUAAAAGUCGGGUAUCAACGAAGAAUAUUGUAUGAAGAAUACAUAUGAGUGGAAGGGAUAUAAAACAAAUAUACAAUGACCCAGAUGGCCCUCGGGAGAAUAGUACUAUAUGAUGUUCCUUCGAUGCAAAUAGUUUUAGCCAGAUCCUCGAGUGUCAUUGUAUAUUUGUAUACUAUGACGCAUAAUGAAAUUACUAUUUUAUUUUUGUGUGUGUAAGUAGUGGGAUACAGAAUAUCCAGAGACUUGUUCUUUUGAAGACCAAAUUAUCAUCAUUAUCAAAUUUCAUCUGUGAAUACCAUUAGUUCUUUAUCUCUUAUCUUGAAUGGGUGGGUCUGGCUGAAAAUAAUACAAUUUUAUUGAAAAGAGUAAAAUUAGGCAAAUGAUUCACUGAAAAUUACAUUAAAAUAGAAUGAGGAAGAACAAGGUUAUGACAUUUUCAAGUUUGCAUUGUUCCUGUGAAACAGUUCUAUGCAUAUCCUUGUGAGUAUGCAAUGAAUAAGCUGUCGUCACCUCACCAUAUUUGUAGAAACUUUAAUAAGGAGAAAUGUUACAUGCACUUCACAUAUCUGAAAAUAUGAAAUAAUUAUUUUGUGUAAUAAAAAAAAGAAGAAAGAAAGUAUGGACAUUGACAUCAUUAGCCUACUUUUUGCAUAUUCUUGAUGGCAUGCAUUUAAUCGUUCUCACAAAUGAUGCUAAACUUAAAGAUUCAAUAUGUUUACUAUUAUCAGAUUUUGAUUUUUUUUUUGCUCUUUGAAUUUUACUCUAAUUAGGGUAUUAUUUUCAGUCUAUGGUACCUCUUUUAGGUGUUUUUCAUCUUGAAUAAGGUAGUAUGUUAUCAGACCAUAUGUAAUCAAUAAUAGUUACCAUGGAUACGCAUUUCAACCAGCUACUGUAGUAAAAAAAAAAAACAAUGUCAGGAUUUCAUGUGCUUUGUGAUUGAAUUUUCUUGAACAUCAUUAAACAAUGCUUGCUUUGCUGCUGCUAUAUGUGUAUCGAUUGAAACUGCCGAGAUAGUCAGGCCAUUGUACAUGAAUGCAUAUAGAUACAUGCAACUCGUUUUUAGUACUGAUAUCUUUUAUAUUUAGGGUAAACUUCAUUGCUUAAACCAUUCACUUAUAUUGAUAGUGUAUGCAGAAUUUCAUUUUACAUCAUAGUUUAUGUGAAUCUAUGCUUGAACAUGUAUCUGCAACUACCGUGCAUUGUGAACGUUUACUUCUACCUCAAUCGCAUAUACUCAAUGUCAAAGAAAAAGGGAAUAUUUGUUUUAAAUGAUUUAUUGAUAGCUUUUACUCAUCUUUAUAGCUUCUGUUAACAAGUUAUUUUCAACUUUAGUCAUAAGAAAUGAUCAUGCAAGUGAUAUCUGUUCAGAUUGGUCAGACUUCAUGAAGAUGUACACUUGAAUUUGAAUUAAAAAAAAAGGCUGUACAACAAAAACAUUCAAAUGUUCAUGCUUGUUAAACCACAACAAAAUCAACUUUAUAAAAACAGGUGCAAUCAUCUUACAAACGUAUAUUUUUGUUUAAAAAAUAGAAUAAAUCUGUUCAGAUCUCAAACGUUCUUCGAGGUGCAAGACACAUCCUGAGAUUUGAUUUGAACUCCCAAACUGUUCCAAUAUUUAGGACCACUAAAAUCAAAGCAAGCUACCCCCUUUUUGAAACAACUCUUGGAUUGUGAAGAUAACUAACAAUGGUGAAAGUCAAUGUUUAUACUAUGUUUACUCAUACAAGCCAAACCUGACACUUGGUGCACAUGUAGUGCAAAAGACAACCACCCAUGUUACAGUCCAGACAAAAUAUCACAGAAAUGUCGCAUUAUGGCUCAAUUCACAAAGGUGGUUUUGGUCGGGGGACCCAUUGGAUUUCAUAAUUUUGUUGAAAGAUUGUGGUUUUUGUAAGGUACACAGGUGCAGGUUGUUUUCCAGAAGGUGCUAAUUAGGUGUUACUGCAGUGUAGAUAGAUGUAUGGAUGCAGAUGUGUUGUUGGAGGGUGUAAAAUAGAAUGUUUGGUGUCGAGAGUGUGUUGACACUGGAAAGUGCCUUGCAAAGAACAAGUGUUAUUACAAACCCUGAUUUGUUGUACGCAGUAAAUGAAUGAAUGACGGGGAAUAUAAAACUAGAAAUAUAUAAUGUAUAGAAUAGAGAGGCAAGUUGAGAAGUGACUGAAGAUUUUAUUCCAAUUAUAAUACGUUCCAUUUCAUGUUUUUUUAAUUGUCACAAUGUACAUAUAUAUGAUAUGCAAUUCAUUACUGUUCUAUUCAUGUAAGGUACUAAUGUUAUUUGUUGUAAAUAGAUAUGCUUUGCUUUAACUGUGGAAAAGUACUCAUAAUUAGUGUAGACUGAACUUCGUUGAUGGCCAAAACAAAAAUUACCUUGCUUGUACCACCAUGGUUUAAAUGUGCUCUGAUAAUCUAUCUACUGGACAUUAAGAUCCCAUCUAAUUCUCAGAAAUUCCUUCCAAAGUAGCUACAAUGUACAUGUUUUUCUCGCUUCAAUAAGACAUGACCUGAUGCAUACUCACAUGAUAAUCACGAUAUGGUAUUCAGUCGAGUCAUGGGGAACACUUCAUGAAUAUUCAUUUGUCUGAUUUCACAAACAGAUUUUCUGAGCUGCUGAAAAUCAUUGCAUCUGAUUGGCUAAGAGCAAUGUACUCGGUGAAAAUUACUAAAAAAAAAUUCUCAUGAAAUGUUCCCUGGGGGACUGUUUCAGGAGAGUUGUUGGCACUGACAGCAGUUUCAGUAAGAUCUUUGGUUUUUAUUGGCCGAGAAGCAACUGUCCGUGAAUGUUACUAUGGUAACUAUAAGAUAAUAAUUCUUGUCAAUGUCAAUAUAUUUUAUUCAAGUUGCAUUCUUACAUGCUUCUCAUCCAUUACAGCACAAAUUGAAUAGUUUGAAUUGAUAUCGAUGUAAUUAUGAUAAAAGGUAAGGAAGUUCAAAGAUUAUUGUUAAUGAAAUGUACAUGUAUUUAGAGUUUCAUAAGUUAAAAUUUGAAAAAUGUAUACAAUGUCUGUAAUUCAAAUGAAUUUGCCAAAUUCUCCAAUAGUUUUUCCUUUUUUUUAACAAUGUAGCAUAGGGUUUGAUUGUAUCUGAUUCAAUGUUUAUAAAUGGACAAUAAAUUUUGUGAAAGUUAA